GCCCACCCUCCACUCCUCUGCACCCCGCCCCAAUCUGUUUGCGUGGCCAGGCAACGCCGACCUCACCCAUAUCGGCGACGGAGAUUCCAAAGGAAAUUUCAUUUCUUCUGUUCGCCAUCCCACCAGGAAAGAAGGAGUGAGAAACCAAGCCGCCGCCUCCAGUUCCGCGUCCAGGAAUCUCUGUUGGAAGAGAUGGCAAUGAGCCCAGGCCCUUUGUUGUUGGUCUUCGUACUGGGUCUGGUUUUGACCCUUCCAACUCUGGCUCAGGAUGACCGCAGAUAUAGAAAAUUUCUGAAUGAGCACUAUGACGCCAAGCCAAAGGGCCGGGACGACAGAUACUGCGAAAGUAUGAUGAAGAAAAGAGGCCUAACCUCGCCCUGCAAAGAUACCAACACCUUUAUUCAUGACACCACAAACAACAUCAAGGCUAUCUGUGGAAGGGAUGGAAGCCCUUACGAAGGAAACUUAAUAAUAAGCAAUGCUCCCUUCCAGGUCACCACUUGCAAGCACCACGGAGGGUCUCAACGGCCUCCCUGCCGGUACCGAGCCUCUAAAGGGUACAGACGUAUUGUUAUUGCCUGUGAGAAUGGCUUGCCCGUCCACUUGGAUGAGUCUGUUAUCAAUCUGUAGUCAGCAGGCUCCUGGCACAGACCUAGCUCUGCUUACUUUUUAUCUCCCCUCAUAGCCCAGAACACUGGUUCCAGCAUUCAGUGUCAGGGGCCAGAAAAUGAAUUAUCUGAAACAUACUUCUCCUGAUUUACAAUGCACAGAAAUAAAAAUGUCUCAAAAGCCA
Molecule: messenger RNA, 793 nt
Organism: Mastomys coucha (southern multimammate mouse)
Lineage: Eukaryota; Metazoa; Chordata; Mammalia; Rodentia; Muridae
Gene: Ang
Product: angiogenin
Exons: 2
Coding region: 193-630 (145 amino acids)
Biological process (GO): innate immune response; antibacterial humoral response; angiogenesis
Molecular function (GO): RNA nuclease activity; nucleic acid binding
Source: RefSeq, a predicted model, not a curated record